AUUAAUGGCUUCAAUUAAAAUGUGAUCGGAAUCCAUUUUAUUAGUUCUUCCCUCCAACCAAAUUUUUUCUAUAUUCUAUAUGUAUAGUCAAAAAUCGAAUCUCAGAUUACUUGCUUAAGAGGCUCAAGAGUCUUGCAAAUUGGACCAAUUCAUUAUCGUUGGUUUAAAACAAUUUAUUGGCAUUGAAUUUGAAUAUAUUACACACCAAGAUUAUCCGCAAAUUAAAUGUACUAUUUCAGUCACAAUUCGAACUCGGAUUUUUCUAACUAAUUUGUUCUUAACUGAAAUUUAUUAAUCACUUUAUUCUAAAUAUUGUUGGGUCCAUUGAUUUACAAAAUUAAGGUCAAUUUAUAAGGGCCUUCCUCUGGUAAUUGAAGCAAAAGCAUGAGCCUCAUGGAAGCUAUUGAUGAAAUUUUGCUCUUUAGACGCUCUCAAACCCUCCAAAUUUUCGGUUUUGCCUUUAGAACAAAAUGGAAAAUUGAAGGGUUUAGGAGCAAUUAGGGAUUCUAUAGAACAAAAUUCUUGAUGGAAACUCGUAUUGUUUGUCUUAGUGAUUUGGGCUUGAUGGAAAUAUCCAUUGUUUGUCUAUUGAGUUGGACUAUUUAUGAUGUUGGGUCCUUGGAGGAAAGUCAAGUAUGUUGCUCAUAUGCUAGCGUGGAUAGAGAUCUUCUUUUGUCGCCCUACGCGUUUUCACUUUUAUCUUUCUGCUACUUAAAUAACGGACGUUAUAAAGAUAGGAUGAUUUUUGGGUAUCCGAUACCUAAGCAACGAACAUGAGGUAUUUUGGCAAAUUCAUAACGCGCGUGAGAAAAAUGGUAGGAUGACAAAAAUAAAUCUCUCACUACGAUGUGUAAGCUUCAUUCUUUGACUUUUCUCACAAGUUCAAUUACGCGUUAGUAGUUAGUUGUAGAAAUAUCUUGCUUCAAAGGAAAAGUUAUGGAAAUUUCUUGCUUUUUAAGUACUGUAUUUUCCAUGUUUGACCUGAGUUGACUUCACUUUUUUCUGUUAUUGCUUCAUCUCGCUACUCAAAUUUUCAAUUCUCAAUACAACUAUCGAUUCUGUUUCUUGAUUCCUAUUUCCAAACCAGGAUGGAAGCCCUUGCUGUUACAAUCUUGGAAAAAUUGAGUUCUUCUGCUUACAAAGAGCUUGGAAUCAUUUGGAAUCUCAAAGAGGAUAUCGAACGAAUGAGGAAUACAGUUUCCAUGAUAAAAGCUGUGCUCCUCGAUGCAGAGGCCAAAGCCAAUAAUCAUCAAGUUAGUAAUUGGUUGGAGGAGCUGAAAGAUGUACUUUAUGAUGCAGAUGAUGUGCUAGAUGAUUUUUCCAUCGAAGAUUUGAAUAGAAAAGUGAUGGCUAGAAACAGCAUAGUAAGACAGACACAAAUUUUCUUCUCAAAAUCAAACAAACUUGCUUAUGGCCAUAAAAUGAAGGCAAUCCAAAAGAGGCUAGAUGACAUUGCUAAAAUUAAGCAUGCACUGCAACUGAAUGACCGUCCUAUCGAGAAUCCAAUUGUAUAUCGGGAACAAAGACAAACUUACUCUUUUGUGAGUAAAGAUGAAGUUCUUGGAAGAGAUGAGGAAAAGAAAUGCAUUAAACGUUAUCUACUUGACAUCAAUGCAACAGAUAAUGUUUCGAUAAUUCCCAUAGUCGGCAUUGGAGGCUUAGGUAAGACUGCACUUGCACAAUUAGUUUACAAUGAUAAUGAUGUUCAAAAGCAUUUUGAACUAAAAAUGUGGGUGUAUGUCUCGGAUGAAUUUGAUAUAAAGAAAGUAGCUCAAGAUAUCAUCGGGGACGAAAAGAAUAGUAAGAUGGAGCUAGUGCAACAAAAACUUAGAAACAAAAUUGAAGGGAAGAAGUUUUUGCUUGUGUUAGACGACAUGUGGAAUGAGGAUCGUGAGUUGUGGCUUAAAUUGAAGAGCUUGUUCGUGGAAGGAGGAAAAGGAAGCAUGAUAAUUGUUACAACCCGUAGUCAUACUGUGGCAAAAAUAACAGGCACACAUCCACCCCUUUUCUUAAAAGGUUUGGAUUCACAGAAAUCCCAGGAGCUAUUCUCUCGAGUAGCUUUCGGUGAGUUGAAAGAACAAAAUGAUUUGGAGUUGUUAGAUAUAGGAAGGGACAUUGUUAAGAAAUGUGCUGGCAUUCCCCUCGCCAUAAGAACUAUCGGCAGCCUUUUGUUUUCUCGAAAUUUGGGAAGAAGAGAUUGGCUAUAUUUCAAGGAUGUUGAGUUUUCAAAGAUAGAUCAACACAAGGACAAAAUCUUUGAAAUCCUUAAAUUGAGUUAUGAUCAUCUUCCCUCAUUUCUGAAAAAAUGUUUUGCUUAUUGUUCAUUGUUUCCAAAAGGUUUUGUGUUUGAAAAAAACACACUCAUUCAGUUAUGGGUUGCUGAGGGUUUCAUUCAACAAUCAAAUGAUAUUAGAUGUGUAGAAGAUGUUGGUCAUGAGUACUUCAUGAGUUUGCUUUCAAUGUCCUUCUUUCAAGAUGUCACUGUAGAUGAUUGUGGUGGCGUAAGUACUUGUAAAAUGCAUGACCUUAUGCAUGAUCUAGCACAGCUAAUGGUCGGGAAUGAAUAUGUCGUGGUUGAAGGAGAAGAAGCAAACAUUGGAAUCAGAACACGUUAUUUGUCAUCUCGUUGUACUGAACUACAGUUAGCUCCAACAUCAUUUUCCUACAAGUUAAGGACAUUUCUUUUACAUCCACAGAUCAAUGCAAGCAAUUAUUUGCGUCAGUCAUACAAUCUUUCCUUGUCAGGCCUAAAAUUCUUACGUGUGUUGACACUUUGUGGGUUGAAAAUUGUAGCAAUCGCUAAUAGUUUUGAAGACAUGAAGCAUUUAAGAUAUCUCGAUCUAUCACAGAAUACUGCACUGGAACAUCUUCCAUCGGGCAUUACUAGCCUACAGAACUUGCAAACUUUAAAGCUUUCUGGAUGUGCUGAUCUCAGGAUAUUACCAGAAAAUCUCAAUAAAAGUCUGAGGCAUAUUGAGUUGAAUGGUUGCAAUAGAUUGACAUGUAUGCCACAGGGGUUAGGAAAGUUGACUAAUCUUCAAACACUAACAUGUUUUGCACUGAGAAAUGGAAGUACAAGCAUCAAUGACUUGGGUGAGCUAAACAACCUUAGAGGGAGAUUAGAAAUAAAAGGAUUGGUUUUCCUGCGAAAUAAUGCUGCAGAGGUUCAAUCUGCAAAAGUACUUCUUGGGAAGAGACACCUUCAACAAUUGGAAUUGCGGUGGUUGUAUGAUGACAAUUCCCAUCCAUGGUUGUCACCACCGUCAUUAUCCAUUGGACAAAAAAGAUCCUGGUUGGAAGAUGAGAUGAUUUUACAAGGCCUGCAGCCAUACCACUCACUUCAAAAACUAGUUAUUGAUGGAUUUUGCGGCAAAAGUUUACCAGACUGGAUAGGGAAUCUCUCAUCACUAUUGACUCUUGAGAUCCACAAUUGCAAUUGCUUGACAUCACUACCUGAAGCAAUAUGUAACCUUGUAUCUUUGCAGAAACUUUGCAUUUAUAACUGCUUACUGUUACAAGAAAGAUAUGGAAGAUCAUAUGGUAAAGAAUGGCGGAUAAUCUCUUCCAUCCGAGAAGUUGAGAUACUUCCUAUGAAACCAUCAUUGCUUAAGUAUUUUAGUUGAGUCAAAAUAUUUCCUCAAUCAUGGAGGUGUUUCUGAAUCUAUUCUCUUGUAUCAAUCAACAUUUUCUGACAUUAUGGUACAUAUUGCCUUCAACGAGAGGUCAGAUUUUUGCAGAAAUUACUGAAACAUCAGGUGACUAAAAGUCCUGGUUUGCAGAUUGUCUAAUUUACCGCCUUCAGAUUCUCCGAUGGGCCACUUACACCUAAUUCUUUGAGUUCGACCGAUUUUGUUCCGUUGUGUUUCAUCGAGACUGGGGGACCUACUCAUGUGUGUUCGAGGGUAAGGCUUGAUUUCUUAGGAUCCAAAGGACCAAUGCUGUAGAAGAUUUACUUUGCUCGAAGAUGCACAUGCAUUGGUUGCAAGUGACUGUUUACAAAGACAGUUUGGUUUUCCCACAUGAACCCUGAGGUGCAUGUUCUAUUGCAGAUGUUGCUUGGAUUUCCAAUACUUUUAUCAGUUGUUUCACUUUUCAUGUUAAGGAUAACUCAAUGAAGGAAGAGUUAGUUACUUGUAAGUCAAGUUAGUAGGUGUUUGUUACUUGCAACUAACCAAUUUGUUAGGAGUUAGUUGUAUUGUUGUUAGCAGCUUUUCAUUGUAUUGUAUCAUAUAUAAGGAUCUGACAUAGCAUUGUAAACUUUAGAUUUGUGUUGUGAUCAAUACAUUUUCUUCUUCUCUGCGCC
This is a messenger RNA of Trifolium pratense (red clover), 4303 nucleotides long. RefSeq names its product putative disease resistance protein RGA3. The coding region runs from base 1089 to 3623 and encodes 844 amino acids. Gene Ontology annotation, biological process: defense response to other organism. NCBI's taxonomy places the organism in Eukaryota, Viridiplantae, Streptophyta, Magnoliopsida, Fabales, Fabaceae. Gene Ontology annotation, molecular function: ADP binding; protein binding. The transcript has 3 exons. The record is from RefSeq and is a predicted model, not a curated record.